Messenger RNA from Gadus chalcogrammus (walleye pollock), 4716 nucleotides. RefSeq names its product mucin-2. The record is from RefSeq and is a predicted model, not a curated record. The transcript is spliced from 10 exons. NCBI's taxonomy places the organism in Eukaryota, Metazoa, Chordata, Actinopteri, Gadiformes, Gadidae. Bases 620 to 4099 code for a protein of 1159 amino acids.
GUGUUAUACUCAAAGCUGUCCUGGUAAUCGUAAUUCCAAGUGUCUCCUCAAAUGUUCAAAUCCAGACUCCCUUAAAGAUCUAAGGCACUGCUCAUUAAGUAAAAGCCGUAAUAUUUUGUGCAACCUCUUUCAUGUCCUACAGAGUGGUCCAAUGACAUCCUUUCCCAGACCUUAUGUCCGCUCUGUAAAAGAUAAACCCUGCAGAGUUAAGACCGACCCUGCAGUGAGCGAAAUUCCUCCUACUUCGUUUUGUUUUUUUCUUGUAGGCGAAAACCGCAUUUACUAGAAAAUGCGGUCCGAGCGUCCUCGAAAACCACCGAACUAACGGGACCGUCCCGGGAAUGUGAAAUGACCACCCAUCAUCUCCCAAUAUCUUGUUAUUUUCCUUUAAACGACACACGUGCGUCUGUUUAAGUUGCGGGGGCUGCUGACAGCUACAAGGUUUCCGUUAGUAGGAAAUGAUGGAGAGGGAAAGUUCCUGACGCCUCUCAUUUUCGGGAACAGUCUGGGUCGUUGGCUAAUGUGUUACUGCCGCUGUUCGCGUCUUUCUGCAAGGAUUUAUACUGUAUGGAUUUGGGAUUUUUCGAGGUUCUGACACUGAGAUGUCUCGGGAUUGGAAAUGCAGCUCCACGCAUAUAUAUUGCUCCUUGUUGUUCAGGAAGUUGUGACAAAUUCCUCAGAGUCCAACACCCCCAGUCUGGACUCAACCCAACCCUUUUCCACCACCAUCACUUCAACCCCCACCACCACCACCGUCACCUCCGCCCCUACAACUCUGUUUAAGACGGGGACCUCCAUCAGUGCACCCCAGGGUGGGCUGGGAGCCGACGGGGGUCAAGGUCAGCGGUCUUCUUCAGAGGCAGGGAGGGGCACUGCCGCGUUGGCCGCUCUGGCCACCCCCCUCCAGGUCCAGCACCAGGGUCAGUGGCCCCCCAGUCCCGGGGGAGCAGGCAUAACCCUGGCUGGGGUGGCCGAUAGAGCCGCCCGUCCUCUUCCUCAGGAAGGAGUGGACAAUGGAGCGGAUGUGUCUGGAGCUGCUCACACCACCGGUGAUGGCCGCGGCUUUUCCACCGAGGACACACAACGCGGGCUUCUACACAACAACGCCGCGCCGCAACGCGCAGCGACCGAGGCCACGUCGUCAUUCUCACCUGGAACAGUUGCCGCGGAAACAGCCGUUUCUUUCAGCACACUGCGAGGCGACGCUCUCCCCGCCCACACAGACGGGGAAACGGUGCCAGCCACUGCGACUGUUCCUGUUGCCACCACACACACUGGGGUGCUUGUCACGGACGUGCCCACGUCUGCAGUUAUGCAGCUCGCCCCAGACAGACGUACGGCCGCUGCAUACCCAACACAAAGAGGCUCCUCUGGGCUCGACCGCGCUGCGCCGCUACCUCCCUCCGUUCCUCCACCAUCCCCACCACCGCCCCCGCCAUCUUUAAUAACCUCCCCAGCCAGACCGCGGGGGACCGGUACCACUGUAGCUCAACGUGACGGGUCUUCGGAGGACGAGAGGAGCAACGGCGGGGGGGAGGCCUCAACAUGGAGGAGGAAUCAACACAGACAGGCCACAGACCGACCACCACCCACUGGUCGGACUGUGUCAGCCAUUGCUGGGUCUUUAAAUGCACAGAGUGUGUCGAAUUUGAAAGAUUUAGACUCCUCGGACACGUAUAGUGUAACUGUUGCACCGUCCCCCUCGCAAAGGCCAGUCGGGGGUAAUGAAUCGUCAAACACAGACAGCUCUGAGCUGGACGGCUCCAAUCAAACACUGUCUUCUCUUUCACACGAUGGAGCUAUGAACUCUCUAUCUGUGGUUCCUGAUAUCACAGAUGAAACUUCGGAUACUGCCUCUGACAAUGUUUUGGAAAACGAGGACAUGCUACACACCCUCUCUGCCGACCCUCGUAUUAAACAAACCGCCACACCUACCAUAACACAAAAUAGCACAAACUUUGUCAUGGUCGAUAGCCACUAUUUAGCAACAAACACUUCAGCUCCUGACCAGCCCUUUGUUUUCUCUAUCUCCUCGGACCAAACCAAAACCAGCCCUGAAACCAACCACCCUCCCUCCUGGGCGCCAACAGCUUCCCCAGACUCGUAUGUGGUCUCCAGCACAGCAACGGUCUCUCAAAGGGAACCAUCCCCACACUCCACCACGAGCACAUCCCUCGUCCGUUCCUCCGACGUAACCAUGACAACCGCUAGUAGUAAUGAAAUCUCCAACGGAGAGGUGUUUCUGGGCGGGAACGAUGACGCCACGCAAACUCUGCGUCCGAGUGGCACAGCGGCACCUGCUGUUCCGAGCAGACACGCAUCAUCCCAACCUCUUUCGGCGAUGACAACAGUUGGGCUGGAUGAGAAUGGACCCGCAGAUGUAUUGACAGAUGGACAUAGUGGUGCACCAGUGACGCCGCUACAAACAGUCGUGUCUGACCCUAACGCAUCAAAUCCAACCGUUCAGGAUGUGGGUACCGUACAUUUGACGCACGCCACCCUCACCGAACACAGAACGAUGUCAACGCACUCAUCCACGCUGGCUGCGACGCCGAUGAACACGCGCACACGUGAGCCCUCCCCGUUUCCCACCUCUACUGCGGAAAUGUCUCCUACACAUAACCAGUUCAGUGACCCCAGCGGUUCCCCCCAAACCACCGUUUUCCCGGAGACACUGGUGGUCUCCGAGGCGGCUCCGGGAACGGAACCGAGAGGAGGAGAGCGCGACGAAGACCUCGUUUUCAUGACAUCAGCGCCCUCCCAACAGUCCACUCCUCCCAGUCUCCCAGCCAGACACACUCCCACAGGCGGAGCUCCAGAGCGGCCCUCCCCCCGGGCGCUUCCAGAUCCCGGGCAGGAGCACCUCACGCCGGGCACACCAUCCACCUCCACUCCCGAGCCCAGCUGGAACGUAACCACGACCCAGCCACCAAGGUUUUACAUAGUACCUGACCAGCCGGCAGCUUUCAGAGUGGAGUCCAUGGAGCUGCUGUUGCAGAUCAUCGUAGAGGAUUUCAACUCUGACGUUACCACUGACCCGGCAGUUGACAUGGAGGCUUGGAUAGAACCGUACCUGCUGAAAGCCCCAGGGUUCAGCAAGCUGCUGGGGAUCUGGAGCAGAGGCCUUGUGGUGCAGAGUCUGAUGGAGUUUGAGACCAGGGGGGCUGUGGUGUGGCUGGGUAAGGGGGGCCCUGACUCCCUUUUAGAAUGUACAGGACUGGCUCAGGCCGUCUGGGAGGGCCGGCGCUUCAGGGGUUCAAAGGUCACCAACAUCACAGUGGGAGGGCUCCAGGGGCCCUUGUGUGACUGGCUGCUGCAGUGCCCCGCCGGCUUCCAGUGUGUGUCCCGGCCUGGAGGAGAGAACCACAGCUGCUCCUCGGUCUGCAACCUAGACUACUGCCACCACCAUGGAAUCUGCACCCACCAUCCAGGCCAGCUCCCAGUCUGCCGUUGUCUUGCAGGCGAUCACUUCUGGUUCAUGGGUCAGAGGUGUGACGUCCGCAUGACGCGAGCCCGGCUGGUGGGGGCGUGUCUCGCCGUCCUGUUGGUCAUGCUGACCCUGGUGGCCAUCCUGGCCCUGGUGGCGGUGAGGCGCUACCGAGCCAUGCUGAUCCAGGCCAAAGUCAACCAGACCCGGAGCAGCUAUCGCAGGUUCAACCACUUUGACGAGCUGUCGGGUCGGUUUUGGCUGAGAUCGACAGCGGGUUCUGCCGAUUCGCUGGACAACCACGGCUUCACCCGCUCCGACGAGUUACUACAUCUGCGGGCGCUCGACCGCACCUGCUGUUACCACGACGACACCUUAUCUCUGGCGUCCACCUGCCCCAGCAAUGGAACGCGUAUACACACUGUGUUCCCCCACAGCUCCCACUAUGGUUGGAGAGGAAGUGAUAUGAGCAUGGUGGACUGUGUGCUGGACUCGGGGAAGGCCAGCGAUCUGUCGGUCUGCAGUUGGCCUGUGGAACCCAUCCAUUGGACCCCGUUCCCACUAUUACAACAGCUGGCUUCACACAGGCCUACCACGGUGAGGGCAUCAAGGACACGCUCUUAUUGUGAAGGCAUGGAGCUCGUAGACAUGGGAAAGAGCUGGACAGCGUAAUGUAUUAAACGCAUGGACGCAAGAACUCACACCAUCCCCGACACGCAUACAGAAGACCCGUCGUAACGGACAAGCCAUUGCUUUAUUUUGAUAUUCCAAUAUUAAUAACUUUGAUAAUAAAAUUAUUGAAAAAUAUACUUGUGUUGUUUUUAUAUUUUACUAAAUCUGUCCGGUUUGUUUUUAAUCACUUAUUCUUAACAAAAGAUGACUCGUUCAGGGAAACCUUGUUCCUCACUGCUCUUGAGUUACUGCUUAUCGCCUUUCAUGGAUGCAAAGGCCGUCAGUGCGUGAAUGUGGGUGUGUGUGAGAGGCAAAAUAUGACGUGGUUUGAUUGACUAAACAAAGCUAUAUAAGUAAUGCAGUGUAUAUUUAUACACGUCACAUCCAUUAACCUUUCCUCAGGUGAAACUUUUCUCGGUGAGUUAAACGCAGUAAAUAGCUAAACAAAUCCCGGUUAAAGAGAGUGAUUGUUAGAAAUUCAUGUGAAACUAAAUGAUAUAAAAUCUUAUCUAGUUUCUUUCCCUUCUCAUUUAUUUGUUUUUCCUGUUUGGACAUUAUUUACAUAUUACCAGAUAGUCAUCUCAAAUAAAGGCACUGCUCUUCAUUUACAUACACAU